CGAUCUUUGUGAAGAAUCCAAGAAAAGAAGAAUACCGCUAGCUAGCUUGUAUCAGUAGUAGACGUUUUGUUGAAAACAACGGCAAAGGUGACACACAGUUGCCAUCGUCGCUGUUGAAAAAGCAGAUUCGUCUUGCUGUUUUUGGUUUCCCCAGUUUCCCCGAACCAGGCAGGAAGCAGAGGUAAUCACGUUUUGGAAUUCCCCACAAUCCCACCCCAGGGAGUUGAGGUAAUUUUAAAAACAAGCAGCAAAGCUGGUAAAACCUUGCCACACUUGUCACGCUCACUGCACCCAUACCAAUCCAACGAAACUAGCCUCCAAGCAACCUCAAGACAGCAGUGAACAUUUGGAGAUCUCCCCAAGUACCCUCCAAGACCAACUGAAACCUCGCUUUUCAGUUGCGGUAGUGGCCCCAAGUUUGUGACUUGCAUUCGCGGUGUUUGCGUUUAUAACCGGCCAGGCCGUCGCGAAAGCUAUCGCGAAAUUUUUGCGACGAUCAUCAUGUCAGAUUCUGAAGACAAAAAGCCGGCGGCAAAAAGCCACAACAACGCUGUGGACGUAGCUGCAGAGGAAGAUUCUACUCAGGAAGAAGACAACUACGCUAGUGCACAACACCAGCUGCAACAACAACAGCAUCACGACCAGCAACAGCAAGUUCAACCAGCGCUCCAGCACCAGCAAGUGGCAGGAACAAACAACCCGCCUCACGCAGCACCCACUCGCCAAACUGGAUCCAUUGCAACUUGGUGCAAUAGUGAGGUGUAUGUUUCUCAGGAUGAAGACAACAUGGCAAGUAUUGAUCAAGAUAUGAUCAUGGACAUGCUUCGAAUCACAUACACCAUUGGACAUGCUGAUGGUGAUGUACGUCACCAGUUGGCACAA
This is a messenger RNA of Seminavis robusta, 882 nucleotides long. Lineage: Eukaryota; Bacillariophyta; Bacillariophyceae; Naviculales; Naviculaceae. The record is from the annotation of a GenBank genome assembly.